Symbiodinium pilosum is the source of this 2070-nucleotide messenger RNA. NCBI's taxonomy places the organism in Eukaryota, Dinophyceae, Suessiales, Symbiodiniaceae. The record is from the annotation of a GenBank genome assembly.
AUGUUUGAACCACUGUGGGCUAGUCUUCUGGGAUACGGUGCAGUAGGUUUCUGGAAGAGCAACAAGGUCCAGGCAGUGGCGGACUGGCCCAGAGAGCCGCCGGCUUGGCCAAAAUAUCCGGGGCGCCAGGUCAGAGUCCUGAAUGGCACUUGGGACUUUGCGUUUUUCGGUGACGUCGCUCUUAGUGCUGAGUUGCUUGCCGAGCCCGCUCAUGUGGAGUCAGUACCCGUCCCGGAUGCCUUCGACAUGCGGCCGGACAAGCCUCGCUGUAAUGUUUGCUGGCCCAAGUUCACAGAGGGCGCAGGCAUGGAAAAUGGCGACGAAGAGCUUUGCAGCUACUGCUGCAGCCGUGCUUAUGGCUGGCGGGGUAAUCAGGACUGCUGGAGAACUUUGCCAGAGGCAGAGCGCGAGGGCGCGUUCGAGAAGUGUUGCAAUCAGCACCCUCUGCGCCACAGACGUGGCGUAGCUAGAUACCAGACCGAAGUGCAGGCGGCCUUCAACACUUCAGUCAUCCUCGUCUUUGGAGCGUGUGCCCUGCGCUGUCUCGUGGCCGUGGAUGGAGUAGUGCUAGCGGACCACAGUGGUUUGUCGCCCUUCAGCGUGAGCGUGGCAAGUGCAGAGCGAGAGCUUCGCUCUGUGACGGUCCUUGUGGACAAUCGAUUUGACCGAGUAACUCAUCCUGUUCACCAGCAGAAGUACGAUUGGUACCAGGGAGGUGGGUUGCUGCGUGCUGUGCAGUUUCACAGCCUGGCGAGUCCACAACCAAUAUACCUGGCCGGGGUGGAAGUCUUCCCUCGGUCGCUAGAAUACGUCGAUGUGGACGUGCGCUUGUCCAGCACGCGUCCAACCACAGAAAGUUUGGAGUACCGUUGGCAGUUUGACGAUCCUCAAGAAGGUUGCAACUGGUUCGGCUGGUCGACAAUCUCUCCCGGAUCUGAAGCCCACAACGUUUCGGUUCCGAAUGCGCGACGCUGGUCACCUGAGAAUCCGGAGCUGCAUCGUUUAAAGGUUGCGCUGCUCUCCGCCGGCAAGAUGCUGGACUGCGUUGAAGUCCGCUUUGGGCUGCGCCAAGUCGCCACAUCGGGAAGAGAUAUUCUGCUCAAUGGGCAGGCGAUAAAGCUGUUCGGCUUCAAUCGCCACGACCUGGUUGCAAGCCCUGUCCUCUCGCAUGAAGAGUUGGCGCGUGACGUGCAAAUUCUCCGAGAUGUUGGUGCCAAUUUCGUUCGAGGAGCUCACUAUGCCCAGGAUCAAAGGUUCUUGGAUCUUUGUGACGAGAAUGGCUUGCUCGUUUGGGAAGAGGUCCUUGGCUGGCAGAACACUGCGCAGGACUUCGCAGAUGGCAUUUUCAUGAUGCAAAGCAUGAAGCUUGCAGAUGAGAUGGCAGCUGCAUCCGUGAAUCACCCAUCUGUGAUUUUCUUCGGCUUCUUCAAUGAAGGGCGGUCAGACGAUCCUAGCCCUGCUACAGAAGCCGCGUACCGAGGAAUGGCCAACCGCCUUCGAGAAAGGUCACGGGGCUCGCGGCUGAUCAGUUGGGGCUCCUACACCACAUUGGGUGACAGGUACCUCGACUUUGCAGAUGUAUGCUCAUUUCACCACUACCCAGCGUGGUAUCCAACGACAGCUCCUGGCAACCUUGAGGAGGUGAAGGGCAUACCGCUGUUAUGGGAGGCAUAUGCGCGCUUCGUGGAGGAAAAGUUUCCUGCCAAGCCGCUUCUCAUCACAGAGGCUGGUGCGGGCGGCCUGUUCGGGCACCAUGGGCCAAGCGAGGAGAAGUGGACAGAAGAGUUUCAGAGUCUUCUAAUGCAGAUGCACUAUGUCUCCGUCUUCACGAAUCCUAAGAUUGCUGGUCUGGCUUUAUGGCAGUUUGCCGACAUUCCAAUAGACCGCUUGGUAUCAGAUGAUGAGCACCGCCCAAGAGGCUUGAACAACAAAGGCGUACUGAGCCUUAGCAGACUGCCGAAGCUUGCGGUCCAAGCACUGCGCUUGCUGCGCAACAGCAAGCCAGCAUAUCUCGGUCUGAUCUUGCCACCGCAGGACGCUGACCGAUUGACCGGCCUGUUCAAGGUGUAG